Molecule: messenger RNA, 544 nt
Organism: Aedes aegypti (yellow fever mosquito)
Lineage: Eukaryota; Metazoa; Arthropoda; Insecta; Diptera; Culicidae
Product: larval cuticle protein A2B
Exons: 2
Coding region: 86-466 (126 amino acids)
Cellular component (GO): extracellular matrix
Source: RefSeq, a predicted model, not a curated record
GUUCAAAACCAGUAUCAUUUAAUUGCAAGCCUAAAGCCAAGCAAUAUCUAUUCGUUGUUCUGAACGUUCUUAGCUUCUGACAAAAAUGGCAUUCAAAUUCUUUGCUCUACUCGCCUUGGUAACAGUUGCCAGCGCCGCAGUUCUUCCUGUUGCCCUGAAGCACAUUGAAUACCACGAUGCCCCUGCUGAGUACCAGUUCUCUUAUUCUGUCCAUGAUGAUCAUACCGGAGACAUCAAGAGCCAACAGGAGGAACGCCACGGAGAUAAUGUCGUGGGACAAUACACCCUGAUCGAUGCCGAUGGAUACCGCCGAAUUGUUGACUACACCGCCGAUGAACACAAUGGCUUCAAUGCCGUCGUCCGCCGUGAACCUCUGACUCAGAAGAUCGUCAAAGCUGUCGUCCCGGUAGCCAAGGUCGCUAUCCCAGUGGCAAAGAUUGCAUACCCAACUUACUACCACCAUUAAGCCAUCUACGGAAUGAGAUUGCCAGUACGAAAGACUGCUGAAUUGUUUUGUAGAAUAAAAUAAUUUAUUGAAAUUCAA